Helobdella robusta is the source of this 423-nucleotide messenger RNA. RefSeq lists its product as hypothetical. The record is from RefSeq and is a predicted model, not a curated record. The transcript is spliced from 3 exons. Gene Ontology annotation, biological process: copper ion transmembrane transport. Gene Ontology annotation, cellular component: membrane. Bases 1 to 423 code for a protein of 140 amino acids. Gene Ontology annotation, molecular function: copper ion transmembrane transporter activity. NCBI's taxonomy places the organism in Eukaryota, Metazoa, Annelida, Clitellata, Rhynchobdellida, Glossiphoniidae.
AUGUAUUUUUAUGCCAACUGCAAAGCUACAAUAUUAUUCAAAGCAUGGAAAUCUUCCUCAUGCCAAGAAAUGUUUGGAUCAUGCAUAAUUGUUAUUCUAUUAGCAAUAUGCUAUGAAGGCCUACGCCAUGUCAGGAAUGGAAUUGAUCACUGGAUCAAAGCUGGAAACAGACAGUUUUUUCGUAAAAGAAUUGCUGAAACGGUUGAGACACAUGAGGAAGUAAGGUUGAUACAGCCAACAAGACUCGGUUAUUUCUUGAUGCUGAUUGUAAUGACGUUUAAUGCUUGGUUGCUUCUCAGUAUUUGCAUAGGAGGUGGUGUUGGAUUUCUGAGCUUCAACUUUAAAAAGUAUUUGGAGUUAGCUGACAAGUCUGUAGACAGUAGUCAUGAUGAUGAAAACAUCACUAGUAACGACCAUCAUUGA